GGACGCGCUGUGGCUUGACGGCCCGCGAGGAUUGCAUUCGCCUGACCCGGCCCUGCUUGACCCUGCCCGGGCGCGCCAUGUUCGCGCGUGGGUCCCGGAGGCGCCGCUCAGGGCGUGCGCCUCCAGAGGCAGAAGAUCCCGACCGGGGCCAGCCCUGCAACUCAUGCCGGGAGCAGUGCCCAGGCUUCCUGCUGCACGGCUGGAGAAAGAUCUGCCAACACUGUAAAUGCCCGCGAGAGGAGCACGCUGUGCACGCGGUGCCUGUGGACCUGGAACGCAUCAUGUGUCGCCUGAUCUCAGACUUCCAGCGCCACUCCAUCUCAGACGACGACUCAGGCUGUGCCUCGGAGGAGUAUGCCUGGGUACCCCCGGGCCUCAAGCCGGAGCAGGUGUACCAGUUUUUCAGCUGCCUGCCAGAGGACAAGGUCCCCUAUGUCAACAGUCCUGGAGAGAAAUACAGAAUCAAGCAGCUGCUGCAUCAGCUGCCUCCACACGACAGUGAGGCCCAGUACUGCACAGCACUGGAAGAGGAGGAGAAGAAAGAGCUUAGGGCCUUCAGCCAGCAGCGGAAGCGGGAGAACUUGGGGCGUGGAGCAGUGCGCAUCUUCCCGGUCACCAUCACUGGGGCCAUCUGUGAGGAGUGUGGAAAGCAGAUCGGAGGCGGGGACAUCGCGGUGUUUGCCAGCCGUGCAGGCCUGGGCGCUUGCUGGCACCCCCAGUGCUUCGUGUGCACCACAUGCCGGGAGCUACUGGUGGACCUCAUCUACUUCUACCAUGCCGGCAAGGUGUACUGUGGCCGCCACCACGCGGAGCGCCUGCGCCCGCGCUGCCAAGCGUGCGAUGAGAUCAUCUUCUCCCCAGAAUGCACGGAGGCAGAGGGCCGGCACUGGCACAUGGGCCAUUUUUGCUGCUUUGAAUGUGAAGCUUCUCUGGGAGGCCAGCGCUACGUCAUGCGUCAGAGCCGGCCACACUGCUGCGCUUGCUACGAGGCCCGACACGCCGAGUACUGUGAUGGCUGCGGAGAGCACAUUGGCCUGGACCAGGGCCAGAUGGCUUACGAGGGCCAGCACUGGCAUGCCUCAGACCGCUGCUUCUGCUGUAGUCGCUGCGGGCGGCCCCUGCUGGGUCGCCCUUUCCUUCCUCGCCGGGGCCUAAUUUUCUGCUCGCGAGCCUGUAGCCUUGGGGCCGAACCGACCGCUGCCGGCCCAGGCCGCCGCAGCUGGAGUGCAGGUACAGUCACUGCAGCGCUCACAGCCCCUGACACAGCCUCCUUCUCAGCCGACGAGAGGGCAUCGGAGACUUCCACCAAAGGCACCUGCACGGAGGCGGAGCCUGUUGCAGGUCCCGAGGAGCCCUCCCGCUUUCUGAGAGGGGCGCCCCACCGCCACUCCAUGCCCGAGUUGGGGCUCCGCAGUGCCUCAGAGCCACCCUCGGAGUCCCCCAGCCAGCAGGACCCGCGCCCCGAAGAAGGAGCUUUCGGCCGCCAGAGCACUCCGCGGGUCAGCUUCCGAGAUCCGCUGGUGUCUGACGGAGGAGGUCCCCGGCGGACUCUGAGUGCUCCUCCAGCCCAGCGCCGCAGGCCACGCAGCCCCCCACCCAAGGCCCCCAGCCGCCGCCGCCGCCACCGCCGCCGCCACCACCAUCACCACCACCUCCGCCACCCUGACAGACGUCGUCACCACCAGUGUGACUUGGGAUCGGGGUCAGACUCGGGAUCUUGCUCCAGUUCUCCCUCCAGCCCCAGUUCCGAGUCCUCAGAGGACGAUGGCUUCUUCUUAGGGGAGCGCAUCCCUCUGCCCCCGCACCUGCGCAGGCCCUUGUCGACUCAGGAUGCUGCCACUGACACUGCCAACGCCCAGGCCCCACCGCUCCCCCCGGACUCGCGCUCAGGGAAGCCUGGCCAGCCGCGAAAUAAGAACUGCAUCGUGGCUUGAAGGCCGGCAACAUAGUGCAUCGGCUCCAUUCUGCAGGGCUGACGACUGCCCCCUCUGCAAGCUACUAAAUCAACAGUCCCCAUCCUUCCUCUCUCACUGUGUCACAUUACUGAAGUAACUCAAUAGGCCUGGCUUCUUUGCCUCCUUGUUCCAGCUGCCUCAACUCCCCCUCCCCAUGCUGAAAAUGUAUCCGUGAUCCAUCAAAGGAUUAAUUUAUUAUCACA
Molecule: messenger RNA, 2158 nt
Organism: Ochotona curzoniae (black-lipped pika)
Lineage: Eukaryota; Metazoa; Chordata; Mammalia; Lagomorpha; Ochotonidae
Gene: PRICKLE3
Product: prickle planar cell polarity protein 3
Exons: 9
Coding region: 78-1934 (618 amino acids)
Molecular function (GO): zinc ion binding
Source: RefSeq, a predicted model, not a curated record